CCGGGCAAGGCAGAAGGAAGGGGAUGCUGGUGGGAAGGGAGCAACAGUGGAUGCUGGUGGGAAGGGAGCAAAAGAGACCAGCAACAGUCUCUUCCCGUUGUUGGUGAAGAGACGAGCAACGGGAGGCGUGGAAGGGCCGUCGCGGGAGGUCUGACGCGGACCCGCCUUCUCCUCUAGACCCUGGAGGCGCCAGUGCCAGCCCUCGAAGCUCUUUGAGGCCAGAAACAGCGUCUUGACCACCAAAAGGGAAAACCAAUUGUAAAUCGAAAUUAAUUAGCCUACCAAAAUAUCAUCAUGAACUUUUUACUCUCCUCUGAACAAUAUCACGCCUGACGAUGUCCUACUUAAAACAUACUACCCAGAACUGAACACAGUGUGCUGGAUGUGCGUCACACAAUGUUAGUUAAACAUUUUAAGAUGAGAAAAAUUGAUCUGUGUCUGAGCUCUGAAGGGUCCGAAGUGAUUUUAGCUACAUCAAGUGAUGAAAAACACCCACCUGAAAAUAUCAUUGAUGGGAAUCCAGAAACGUUUUGGACCACCACAGGAAUGUUUCCCCAGGAAUUCAUUAUUUGUUUCCACAAACAUGUAAGGAUUGAAAGGCUUGUAAUCCAAAGUUACUUUGUACAGACCUUGAAGAUUGAAAAGAGCACGUCUAAAGAGCCAGUUGAUUUUGAGCAAUGGAUUGAAAAAGAUUUGGUACACACAGAGGGGCAGCUUCAAAAUGAAGAAAUUAUGGAACAGCAAGUGCACGAGCUGAGAGUCAGAAGUCCAGUUCCAGCUCUUCUAAGAAUUCACUGUGUGACACCAAGCAAGUCAUUCACCUCUCUGGGCCUUUGCAUCUCAAAAAUGAAGCAGUUGCUUUAGAUUAUCAGUAAAGAUUCUUUAUGUCCCUCUGUCUGUGGCUCUGAGUUCAGAGUUCAUACACAAAGCAUACAACAGAGCUUUUUGGUGGCCUGGUGGGUUUCCAAAGUAGUUACAACAUGUCUUUUUUU
This is a messenger RNA of Chlorocebus sabaeus (green monkey), 992 nucleotides long. It is a transcript of the gene IFT25, whose product is annotated as intraflagellar transport 25. NCBI's taxonomy places the organism in Eukaryota, Metazoa, Chordata, Mammalia, Primates, Cercopithecidae. Gene Ontology annotation, cellular component: centrosome; intraciliary transport particle B; cilium. The record is from RefSeq and is a predicted model, not a curated record. Gene Ontology annotation, biological process: multicellular organism development; intraciliary transport.